AAGUGUGUAAAGUUAUUCAGAAGUACUGUCAAAUUUUUCUUUCUGUUAUUGGCACCAAAAUAAAUCAAAUUUCGUUGGCGGGAAUUGAUCUAAUUUUAUAUGGAAAGGGAAAGCUCAAUUCAUUGUGCAAGUUUUACUAGUAUCGAUUCUACAUUUCUUAUAUUUCCAUGGUAAUACGAAUUGGACAUAAUCAAAUUUAGGUGUUGCCCAAAACGUCGAACUUAGAAAAAUACUCGGAAAAAAGUAAUGAAAUGAGGUUAAUUUUCAGUGGUAGUUCGAACUAUGGACCUGGAAAGCGAAAAUAAUGGCUGCACUAAUCAAGAAAGCGAAACUAGCGUUCAAACACUUCAAGCAACACUUUUUCCUUUGAAACCCACAAAUUCAACAAGUUACUUCGCGAAUUUCAUUAUAAAAACGAACGGCGAAGAAGAAGACCUACGAUUCAAAAUUAGAGAAUCGCCCUCAAAAGAAUGGUUUCCAAAUAAUAAAGAAGUGCCUUUCGACGUUCAACCACCUAGAUGGCCAACAGAAUGUCAGGUUUUGGAAGAACGAGUAAAACAUAUAAUAGACUCACCGCCAAGUUACGAACCUUAUUACGUUCCCACUGGUAACGAAUGCCAACCGAAACCGUCCGGUGAGGAAUGUGGAAAAGUUGUUUUUCAAUACACACCGCUCAGUGCCGUCAAUUAUUUUAGCCGAUCUAGCGUAGGUGGAAAUAAAUUUAUUUUGCCUUCGAAUCUUUACCCGGACGAAGAUACGUUGAAGUUCGAAUCGAGAUUCGAAUCUGGUAAUUUGGCAAAAGCCAUCAUGAUAACGCCAAAUUAUUACGAAUUACAACUUAGAUCCGACUUUUAUACUAAUAGACACAUGCAAUGGUUUUAUUUCAAAGUCAGCAAUGUUAAAAAGGGAUUUUUAUACAGAUUUUCCAUAACGAAUUGUUCGAAAGAAAAUAGUUUAUAUAAUGAGGGUAUGAAACCGUUGAUGUACUCUAAAAAAGACUCUCAAUUACAUUGUAUAGGAUGGAGAAGAUGUGGGCAAAACAUAUCAUAUUUCUGCAACGAUAAUGUAAGUGUCGACGAUCCCGAUCAACAAAUGACAUACACCUUAACUUUUACCGUUAAAUUUCCGCACGACGACGACGAAGUUUAUUUGGCACAAAGCUACCCUUACACUUAUUCGGAUCUCCAGGAUUACCUGCUGGAUUUAUCUACGCAUCCAGUCAAAUCCACAUUCACAACAAUCAGACUUUUAUGUAAAACUUUAGCUGGCAACAAUGUUCAAUAUGUUACCAUCACAUCGUCGUCAGUACCCGGAGAACCACCUAAGAAAAAGAGGGCCAUAGUUAUAUCGGCCCGAGUUCAUCCUGGAGAAACUCCAUCUUCGUGGAUCAUGAAAGGCAUAAUGGAUUUUCUUUCGAGCGAUUGCAGCUCGGCUAAAGAAUUAAGAGACAAAUUUAUUUUCAAAAUAGUGCCAAUGUUGAAUCCGGACGGUGUUAUAGUUGGAAACAAUCGGUGUUCUUUAUCUGCCAAAGAUCUAAACAGACAAUACAGAACUGUCAUAAGAGACGCUUAUCCUUCCAUUUGGUAUACCAAGUUGAUGAUUCGAAGACUUUUGGAAGAAUGUGGUGUAGCUAUGUACUGCGAUCUACACGCUCAUUCUAGAAAACACAAUAUUUUCAUAUACGGUUGUGAAAAUAGACGAGGAAGUGAGAAAAAAUUGCACGAACAAGUUUUUCCUUUGAUGUUACAUAAAAACGCUGCCGAUAAGUUUUGUUUCGAAAGUUGUAAAUUUAAAAUACAAAAGAAUAAAGAAGGUACCGGUAGAGUGGUGAUGUGGAUGAUGGGAAUAGCGAACAGUUAUACAUUAGAAACUUCUCUGGCGGGUUCGACUUUGGGCGCCAGAGCCGAUACCCAUUUCAGUAUACAAGAUUUCGAACAAAUGGGCAAAACUUUCUGUCAAACUCUGUUAGAUUUUUACGACGAAGAUCCGAAAAAGGAAAAACUUAGGGUGAAAAUAGUGGAAAGGUUGACUAAAGAAGGGUCGAACGCUGAGGAACCCAUGAAUAUUAAACUUAGUGACUACUCCAGUGAUGAUGGAGAUACUUCUAAUAGCAGUGACGAGGUCGGUAGAGAUUACGACUACGAAGAGGAUGUUCAAUUACCUACGGUACCGCCGUGUUCUCCCGUGGUACUUUUGAAAAAAUCCAGAUCGAAAACUUCAAGGAAAACGGGGCAGCAAAAUAUUCCUAGAAGUCCGACUGUUCCGAGAAAACCGUUACCAAUCUGUAAAGCGAUUUUAAAAUUAUCUCUAUCAGAUAAAGAUAGUACUAAUUCUGAAAGUGAUGAUAGCGAAUCAGAUUCUGAGAAAACGAAGACAAAAAGAUCUAAGAAGAAACGGAAGAAAAAAUAUUCGAAGAAAAAGAAGAAAAAUAAAGAUUUACCGGAAGAAGACGAUAUUAUAGUGAUUGAAUUCGAGGUAAUAAAAACCUAUUUGAAAUUAUAUCGAAAAUUUCUUUUAAUAUCGUUCAAAAUAAGUGAUUUUUUACAGCCUAUUCAAAAAUAUUCCGAAAACGAAAUAUCGAGAACGAAGAGAUCGAUAUCUGUCUUCGAUCUCAUCCCAACCGAGGCUCUGAAGAACCACAUCUUCACGACACCAUCAAGAAAUAAAAUACAGCAAACCAUAAAACAUGGUAAAAAAAAUAACGAAAUUGAUAAACAGCUUACGGAAGUACAAGCGAAAUUAUUUACUUUGAAAAAUAAACUUUGGUUUGGGGUUGGGAAUGGUGAUACGACGUUAUCGUGGGGGAGAAGGAGUUUAACUGAUAAUCAGAAAAAAUCUUAUAAAGAUUCGAAGAAAAGUACGACAUGUAAAAAAUAUCAAAGAAAUAACGAAAGAAAAUCCAGUGGGACAUCAAAAAAAGAUAUCGAAGAAAAUUCAAAAUCGUCUGAAAUUGGGUUCAAAGGCAAAACUUUAGUGAAUUUAGUCGAUCCGAAAGGAAGGUUACGGAAAUCGAAAAGUUUACCGGACGCUUCAUCAUUCGAAAAUAUCCAUAGAACAUCAGCAAGUGCCGAUGAAGAGAAAACCGACGCGAAAAAAAAGAAGAAGAAAAAUAUGAAACUUGUAAAAAAAGUAAAAGUGAUUAAUAACGUGAAAAAUUUCAUUAGGAAGGCUGAUUAACUAUUAUUAGGUGUUACCUUAUUCGUUUUUUUCAAUAUUUUUCCUUUCUGUAAUCUUCUAAAAACGUAAAUGCGAAUUUGUAGUGGAAAAAUGAAAAUGUACUGCCGUAGAUGUGAUACUAUACAUAUUAGUGGACGUAAUAUAAAUUAAAAACAGUUACCGUUGAAAUAAA
Messenger RNA from Diorhabda sublineata, 3349 nucleotides. RefSeq names its product cytosolic carboxypeptidase Nna1-like. Gene Ontology annotation, molecular function: zinc ion binding; metallocarboxypeptidase activity. The coding region runs from base 283 to 3177 and encodes 964 amino acids. Gene Ontology annotation, biological process: proteolysis. NCBI's taxonomy places the organism in Eukaryota, Metazoa, Arthropoda, Insecta, Coleoptera, Chrysomelidae. The record is from RefSeq and is a predicted model, not a curated record. The transcript is spliced from 17 exons.